AUGUCGGUUGUGACAGAUCCGCCUCGAGUGGCAUAUGUAGUGUCGGGCGACCUAGUGCGGUUUGCGGACUUGCUGCCGUCAAAUGAGGGGCGUUCAUCUCUCGUACACUCUCUAGCAUACCACCUCGAUUUACUCGAUCUCUCUGCUCUGAACGACAGUGACAGAAGUAUUGAGACCUCCGAAAAGACAAAGCUACUCGAAGCUAUUUUCGCUGAUCUGUCUCCGGCCGCAGCUACUCACAAGGAGCUGAGUCGAGCCACAGUCUACCUCCCGCACCCAGCAACGCAUCAACAGCUGACGAGCUACCACCAAGAAUCCUUCCUCAAACAGCUAGCCAAGAGCUCCAGCGCAGUCAACCUCGAUAACUCUUCCAAGCGUCGCAAACUCAACUCCAGUCUUGAAUCCAGCGAUAGCGGCUCUUCUAACGAGAUCGAGAGCGACGAAGAAGCAUCGGACCGCACCUCGAGCUCAGAAGAGCUUCACCGUCGACCCUCCUCCACAGUCUCUGGUCUCUCGUACAAGCGCCCAAGAGCGAGAAAUCAGUUUGGACUCCAAGACGACUGUCCGACGUUUGACGGCCUACAUCGACACAUAUCGCUGGUAGCCGGAGCAUCCAUUACCGCUGCAGAGCUGUUGGCUACUGGACAGGCCGAUAUUGCUAUUGCGUGGGAUGGAGGUAGACACCAUGCCAAGAAAGAUGCUGCGUCAGGGUUCUGUUAUAUCAAUGAUGUAGUAUUGGCUAUUUUGGCGCUGCGGAAGCCGAGCAAGGUCGCCGUAACGACUACUAUCCCUCGAAAUUUCAGCACCGAGGGGGAUGAUGAGGAGAUCGAGGAAGGGGAGGGGAAGGAGACGAUACGCAAGACAACGAUCAAAAGAGUCGAUCGAGUCCUGUAUCUCGACCUCGACCUUCAUUGGGGCGAUGGUGUCCAAGAAGCUUUUCAUACCAGCCCGAAUGUGCUCACACUCAGCAUACAUCACUAUGCGCCUGGUUUCUUUCCCUGUUACGCUCCCUCAUCGGAUCCGGACCGGUUUGGCCCACCUGGCUCACUCAAAGGCGACACAGGCGCAGGAAGUAAAACCCUCAACAUUCCGCUCGCUGUUGGCACCUCCGACUCCAGCCUGAAUAGGGUGAUAGAAAGCACGGUUCAGUCCUUGGUGCAAGCUUGGCAUCCCGAAGUGGUUGUGGUUCAGUGCGGAGUGGAUGGACUGGCGGGUGAUCCGAUGGCAGUGUGGAAUCUCUCAGCCGCUGCAUAUGUCAAGACGAUGCAAAGCGUGUUGAGUUGGAAGAAGCCAACGCUGUUGCUGGGUGGGGGUGGGUAUAACAGUGAGAAUGCGGCGAGGUGUUGGAGUUUGCUCACUGCUGUCUGUUUGGGUCGGUUUGAGGAUCAAGCUCAUGCAAAAAGGCAUGCUGCUAAGCCAUCGCAUGAGGAGCCGACACCGCUUACUGAACAGCACAAGACGCAGGAGGAUGGAGACGAGCAAGGGAAGCCAGCUUCAACGGACAAGAUCUCUUUCGAUACAGCGAUACCGGAUCACAAGUUCUGGCCCAACUAUGCACCCGAGUACACGCUCGACGUGCCAGCUGGUGAGAUGAUCGAUCAGAAUGACGAAGCGCAUUUCGAAGUGAUUAACAAGACCUUCCUCGAGCACGUCAAGGCUAUCGCUUCUCUCCAACACUCGAAAUGA
Messenger RNA from Ustilago hordei, 1686 nucleotides. RefSeq lists its product as uncharacterized. The coding region runs from base 1 to 1686 and encodes 561 amino acids. The record is from RefSeq and is a predicted model, not a curated record. The transcript has a single exon. NCBI's taxonomy places the organism in Eukaryota, Fungi, Basidiomycota, Ustilaginomycetes, Ustilaginales, Ustilaginaceae.